Lutra lutra (Eurasian river otter) is the source of this 1721-nucleotide messenger RNA. RefSeq names its product carboxylesterase 2 (gene CES2). Gene Ontology annotation, molecular function: carboxylic ester hydrolase activity. The transcript has 11 exons. Gene Ontology annotation, cellular component: intracellular membrane-bounded organelle. The record is from RefSeq and is a predicted model, not a curated record. Lineage: Eukaryota; Metazoa; Chordata; Mammalia; Carnivora; Mustelidae. Bases 155 to 1555 code for a protein of 466 amino acids.
AGGGAGCCUCGUCCAUGUGAGAGACACUGAUGUGGGGGUCCACACCUUCCUGGGAAUUCCCUUUGCCAAGCCGCCUCUAGGACCCCUGCGAUUUGCACCCCCCGAGCCUCCCGAACCUUGGAGUGGUGUAAAGGAUGGGACCUCCCACCCAGCCAUGUGUCUGCAGAACAUCACAGUCUUGAACACGAUGGCUCUGAAGCUGAUUAACUUGAGCCUGCCCUUGAUCUCCGUGUCCGAAGACUGCCUGUACCUUAACAUCUAUACGCCUGCCCAUGCCCGUGAAGGCUCCAGUCUGCCGGUGUUGGUGUGGAUCCAUGGUGGCGGGCUUGUGAUGGGCAUGGCUUCCAUGUAUGACGGCUCGGUGCUGGCAGCCUUUGAGGACGUGGUGGUGGUCACUAUCCAGUACCGCCUGGGUAUUCUAGGCUUCUUCAGCACUGGAGACAAGCAUGCCCCCGGCAACUGGGGUUACCUGGAUCAGGUGGCCGCGCUUCGCUGGGUCCAGCAAAAUAUUGCCUCUUUCGGAGGAGACCCUGGCCGUGUCACCAUUUUCGGCCAGUCCGCAGGUGGCACAAGUGUGUCCUCCCAUGUUGUGUCCCCCUUGUCCCAAGGACUCUUCCAUCGUGCCAUUAUGGAGAGUGGUGUGGCUCUGUUGCCCGGCCUCAUUGCUAGCUCAGCCGAUGUGGUGUCUGCGAUGGUGGCCAACCUAUCUUCCUGUGGCCAGGUUGACUCAGAGGCCCUGGUGGGCUGUCUGCGGGGCAAAACUGAAGAGGAGAUUCUGGCCAUCCACCAGCCCUUCAUGAUCAUCCCUGGCGUAGUGGAUGGGACCUUCCUGCCCAGGCACCCCCAGGAGCUGCUGGCCUCCGCUGACUUUCAACCUGUCCCCAGCAUCAUUGGUGUCAACAACGAUGAGUAUGGCUGGAUCAUCCCCUCGGCCAUGAGCAGCUCUGAUACCUGGAAGGAAAUGGACAGAGAGACCGUGAAGGCCAUUCUGCAGCAAAUGUUCACAAUGUUGAUGUUGCCUCUUGAGUCUGUUGACCUGUUGAUGGAGGAGUACAUGGGGGACAGUGGGGACCCCCAGACCCUCCGAGCUCAGUUCCAUGAGAUGAUGGGGGAUGCCAUCUUCGUGAUCCCUGCACUCCAAGUAGCCAAUUUUCAGCGCUCACACGCCCCAGUCUACUUCUACGAGUUCCAGCAUCGGCCCAGCUUCCUCAAGGACAUCAGGCUGCCCCAUGUGAGGGCAGACCACGGUGAUGAGUUACUUUUUGUCUUUGGAACCAUCUCUUGGAAAGGUUACAUUGAAGUCACAGAGGAAGAAAAGCUGUUGAGCAGGAGAAUGAUGAAGUACUGGGCCAACUUUGCUCGAAAUGGGAACCCUAAUGGCGAGGGUCUGCCACACUGGCCCGUGUUGGACCAGGAAGAGCAGUCCCUGCAGCUGAGCACACAGCCUGCAGUGGGCCGGGCCUUGAAGGCCCACAGACUUCAGUUCUGGACGAAGACCCUACCCCAGAAGAUACAGGAGCUGAUGGAGACAGAGGAGAAGCACACAGAGCUGUAACUCCCUGUGUCUGGGGGUGAAGGGCCAGGGAGGGGGGGCUUGGGUAUAGGUGGGGGUCUGCUGAAUAUACCCACGCACACCCACUGAGGAGCCAGGAGCUUUUCCUUCCUUCCUACAGCCAUUCAUUCAUCCUGCCAGGCAGCCAGCCAGCAAACAUUUAUUAAGA